Zalophus californianus (California sea lion) is the source of this 5217-nucleotide messenger RNA. RefSeq names its product aquaporin 4 (gene AQP4). The coding region runs from base 96 to 1067 and encodes 323 amino acids. The record is from RefSeq and is a predicted model, not a curated record. NCBI's taxonomy places the organism in Eukaryota, Metazoa, Chordata, Mammalia, Carnivora, Otariidae. Gene Ontology annotation, molecular function: water channel activity. The transcript has 5 exons. Gene Ontology annotation, cellular component: basolateral plasma membrane; plasma membrane. Gene Ontology annotation, biological process: transmembrane transport.
CAAAAACCCAAUCAGACAAGUGGCCGUAAUCUGACUCCCAGUGCACUGGGAGCUGCGGGGCAGGCAAUGAGAGCCUCACUCUGGCCAGGGAAGGCAUGAGUGGCAGACCCGCAGCAAGGCAGUGGGGUAAGUGUGGACAAUUGUGUAGAAGAGAGAGCAUCAUGGUGGCCUUCAGAGGGGUCUGGACUCAAGCUUUCUGGAAGGCAGUCACAGCAGAAUUUCUGGCUAUGCUCAUCUUUGUGCUCCUCAGCCUGGGAUCUACCAUCAACUGGGGGGGAACGGAAAAGCCCCUACCUGUCGACAUGGUUCUCAUCUCCCUCUGCUUUGGACUCAGCAUUGCAACGAUGGUGCAGUGCUUCGGCCACAUCAGCGGCGGCCACAUCAACCCUGCUGUGACAGUGGCCAUGGUGUGCACUAGGAAGAUUAGCAUCGCCAAGUCUGUCUUCUAUGUCACGGCCCAGUGCCUGGGCGCCAUCAUCGGAGCCGGGAUUCUCUACCUCGUCACACCUCCCAGUGUGGUGGGGGGCUUGGGGGUCACCACGGUUCAUGGAAAUCUUACUGCUGGUCACGGUCUCCUGGUGGAGUUGAUAAUCACAUUUCAGUUGGUGUUUACUAUCUUUGCCAGCUGUGAUUCCAAACGGACUGAUGUCACUGGUUCAGUAGCUUUAGCAAUUGGAUUUUCUGUUGCAAUUGGACAUUUAUUUGCGAUCAAUUACACCGGUGCCAGCAUGAAUCCCGCCCGAUCCUUUGGACCUGCAGUUAUCAUGGGAAAUUGGGAAAACCACUGGAUAUAUUGGGUUGGACCGAUAAUAGGAGCUGUCCUCGCUGGUGGCCUUUACGAGUAUGUCUUCUGUCCAGAUGUUGAACUCAAACGUCGUUUGAAAGAAGCCUUCAGCAAAGCUGCCCAGCAAACAAAGGGGAGCUACAUGGAAGUGGAGGACAACAGGAGUCAGGUAGAGACUGACGACUUGAUCUUAAAACCUGGAGUGGUGCAUGUGAUUGACAUUGACCGGAGCGAGGAGAAGAAAGGGAAAGACCCGUCGGGUGAGGUGUUGUCUUCUGUAUGACUAGAAGAUGGCACUGAAAGCAGACGUGAACCCUCAGAACUGUCCUCAGAUUUCCUUCCACCCAUUAAGGAAACAGAUUUGUUAUAAAUUAGCCAUGCACAGGGUUGUUUUUUCAUGUCUUAUUAUUUAGGCUACACAAGAAAUAUUUCUUUGUUCUACCAAGGAGGAAUGGAAGAAACCUAUUGUGAAUUCCAAAUCUAAAAAAGAAGUCUUCUUAAAGUGUCCCAAAAGCAAAUAUGAAUCUAAUUUAUCCUGCUGCCAUUCAUUAAUAAUCAAUUUAAAAUGUGUAUCAAGAUUUGGUUAAGUCUUGCCUGGCAGAACUUAGAGACAUACCUAUCAGUUUAUUCCUCCUCAACCAUGACCCUGGGAUUGUCAAUCCUCGUUUGAGUAUUUAUUCCACUGAGUCAAAUUUUUCAAUGACAAGGGACAGUAUGUCACAAAGUCAUGCACAUUCAACAGAGGAAAUAUAAGAAGCUCUCUUAUGGGAAGUCCCUUAUUAUAAACUACCUUGGCAAAAGAAUAUUAACAAGGGUCGUUGCUAAUGAAAUGUUUCCAUUUUAUAUGUCAAAUACCCAACUUUCAACCUGAACUCCAAUUCAUAAUAUUCCUUCCUUUUCCUCAGUGUCCAAGGUAAUGUCGACCUAAAGCCCAGAAAUUUGAAGAAUGUUCAGAAACCCUGUAUAUUUAUUGGUUCCAUCUAAUAAAAUAUCCAAAGCAUAAGAAACACCUAUUAAAACAAACAGGACAAACAGACUCAUAAGAUUUUACUGGAGUGGAGGAAAAAUUACCAUUAUAAAAAACCAUAAGGAAAGAGGAACCUAUAUUCUGGAAUAAAAUAGUUGAUCUGUUUUCAGUGCACAUCCUCAAAUACACCACAUGAGGUUAAAUAUCCAAGCUUUUAACCACUUAACCAUGUUGCUUAUUUUCUUAAUUUAUUGGCAAAACUGGGGGUUUUGUUUGUGACUUUGGUUAUCUAUAUGUAAACAUUAGCUGAGAUUUCUUUUUCAUAACAAGAACAUAACUAGCUGAAUCCUAACUUUUUGUUAUUAAGCUCUGCUCACUCUGGAAGGUGUCAAGUGGGGCCCUACCCAGUCCCCAUUUCUGCUUCUCUGUCACUUCUCAUGAAGUUCGUUGAUAAUCUUCAGUGUGGCAUGUGAUGGUAUUUUAAUGAAUGAAAAUGCAGGAGAGACAAGGAAGGCCAUGGUUGCAGAGUAAAAGGGUGAGGACAUCAGAACACUCCAUAUUCAGAGCUGACUAGACCACCAAUCUUUCAUUUGUAGAGAUAUUGUACCUAGGAACCCAACACCAUUUUUAAGUAUUUUCAUUAUUGACUCAUUUAUUUGUCGAGACAUCUGUUCCUCCUGAACUGCUCUGCCUUAAGUUAGUAGAAUGGUCUCUGGAAACCCCAGUCUCUAUCAUCUUAACCACCCAGGCUAGACUUUUUCUUAGACAAAGAGCUGCAAAUGUCAAUUUAAUUGAACAAAGAGCUAGUAGGGAAGCGAAAAACCCAUCACUGCAAAGAAUUGCUUGAAAACAAGCUGAUAAUCAAGGGCUUUCUUCUCCCACGCACAGUUCCAACUAUGUGCCACUUUUUAGUGUUAGUAGAGGUGUGUGUAUGUGGCAAAGAGAUAAUGGACCACUAUUCAACCUGAUUCUCUUCGGUGCUAAGAAAAUGAUGUGCGAGGUCUGCAGGGAGGCAUCACACCAGAGCAGUGCCUGGGAGUGUCACUGGUGGUUUUCAUGGACGAUUCCUAACCCCCAGGCCCCUUGCUCAGAUGUGUGGCCAACCACACCCUCCACCAGGGAGACCCAUUGUUUCCUGUUUGGGGUGGCAUCUAUAGGAAGUAGGGUAAGAUUCUAAUGAUGGUUUAUGCUUGUCUUUUCAAACGUUUGUACGGUAUACCACUAAAGGCUUAAAAUCAGGGGAGGGGAGUUGUAAGCUCAAAAGAUAAUGCUAUCAACCAGGGCAAACAUGUCAGCUCAAAAGUUAACAAGGAAAAGUUAAACAGAUUUUUCUAAUAUGCUUACAAUUUGCUGGCUUACAAUCGAUUUUAUUCAGCCAUAUGGUUUACUUCUUAUACACUCACUUUUAUACUCACUUCCAGUUAAAGUAUUUAAUAAGUUAGUGCUUAAAAAAAAAUAGGCAUGAAUGAUGUUUUUGUAAAUUGUUUUCCAGCAACCAGCAGAGUGCCUGGCACUUAGUAGGUAUGUGUUAGUUAAUAAAAAUAUAUGAAUUUCAUUUAGGAUUUAAGAAUGUAAGUAACUUUCUUCUAAUCUUGUUUUUGCUCAGUAUUUAAUAAAAGCUUGAUUUCAAGGACUACUAAGGGAAGGCAAUAUAAAUGUAAAAACCACAAAAUAUAUUUUUGCAUUCUACUAUUUCAGAGGCAUAGAGUGAAUGGAAAGCUUUAGCACUUUUUUUUCCCCUGCAUAUGAGACAACAUAUUUUGUAUUUCACUCAAGGCUCUGCCAGUAAAAAGUAAUGAAAUUGUACCUUUCUAAUGACACCUAUGCAGCAGGGGUCUAUUGCCUUGUGGAUGGCACCAAAUUAUCCAAAUGUAUUAGGACACGAGGGCUUUUCCCUUUAAUCCCUUCUUAUUAAUGAAGUGCAUCGUGCUGCUCCCAGGAGAGGACUGCUGACAGAUAGACAGAAAGAGAUCAGAGAGAAAAAACUGGAAGGAUAUAAAUGAAUUAUACCCAGCCAGGAAGCAAUGCCAAGUGUCUCUUCCCUAUGGAAAAAUACAACAAGCACCCCAAAAUUGUGAGAUGGUCCCUACAAUGAAAAUGUAUAUAGUUUGUCAAAAGAAGUACAAAGGGUAAGAGUCGUUUUUAAGUUUGCCGGGGGGGGGUGCUUUCUUAAAUAUUUGGGGCCCAGCAUCUGAAUGUAUUUUUUCAUUGUUGAAGUUGGCUUUUCUUUUUUCCCAAGAGUCCUAAACUUUUACACUGGAAGGAAAUAUUUUCUGGUACCUAAACUGUUGCCUAGAUGUAAGAUUCCUGUACUUUGUGUCUACCAUUUGAUGCUUUUCAUAAAUUCUUCCCCUUUCUGACUCUUCUCCUAAUGUAGUUGAUAUGUCCUAGCUGUCACUCAGUCUGAAAAAAAAGGGAUUAGAAAUAUCUGAAUAACAUAGAUGAUGGCAUUAAACUAUCUGAUUAAUUGUUAAAGGUCUGAUUCCAAAUAGGACAGACUAUUCUUCUUAGGCCGUGAAACCCUGCAACUUAACUUACUGAUUUCAAUUCAGUAACGAACAGGAAAAUUCCAAAAUAGAGUAGCAAACUGAAGCACUAAAAUUAAUCCUAUUGAGGCCCUUUGUUGCAUCGUGUUGAUAUUAUCCCUGCCUGUUGUGAACAUUUCACAGAGAAAUUGCCUUUGUGACAACUAGAUGACAGUAGGAGCUCAAGAGACAGCCUUAUCAGAUAAUACAAGGCCAAUAUAACUUGUCCUUAUAAGCACUAUAGAAUGGGCAAACUCAGAAUAUCUUAUGCCUGAAAGUAAUUCUGUCUUUAUGUUUAUGUUCAUGGCAUCAAAAUUUUUAGGAAGACGUGACUACUAUCUGGAAAGUGCACUGAACAAAACUCACUUUCUUUACCACAAAUUUUGUGUGCUUGCAUUGUAUUGUAAUACUUUAUAGAUCACCCCAAAAUAGCAGUAACUUUUGAAAUUCGUAGUUCUCUGAAAUACAUAGAAGACAUUUAAUUUGGGGCUCAAAAACUGUGGCCACUCACUUUUGCAGAUGACCAUACCCUAUGAAAGCAGUUAUAGUGUCACCCACACCUGUUAAAAUCCAAGAGCUAAAAAUUACACCUAAUCUAUAUAACCCGUUGGAAUAUAUUUUUAGAUUCUCUUCAGGAUUAAUUAGAUAAGCAUGCAGUUUAUGCAAAUAUAAUUGUUUAUCACUUUUAUGACCCAAAUCACUAUUGUAAUUCCUGAUAAACUGGUGAGAAUAAACUAAGCAUAUGAUUAUAUUCACAAUUAUUUAUUAAUGGAAAUAUUAUCCCAACAUCAGAGCUAAUGUUGAGAUUUAAACUGUAAUGUCUAAAAUGUCUAAUAUUUGGAAUAAUCUAUUAAGUAUUAGCAUUGUAGUUGAUUUCCAUGAAUUGCAUUGUAUCUCAUACUACUAAGUUUGUGCAAAUAAACUUUUAAUGUUUAAAAAGU